UGGAAUUUUUGAAAAGAUAGCGCGUUAGAUUCCGCGCGUAUGGUAACAUUUGAACAGCACUCGUGCGGUGAUAAGUCGUUGUAGUUGGUAGCAUCAUUUGUUUACACGAUGGCGUCGGGCGGUGAAAACCCGACGGAGGAAAGAAUCGAGCCAACGACGCCAGCACAGCCCCUCACCAAUGUCGUGAGCGAACCGGCCCAAAGGAUACUAGCAAUGAAUAAGGAUUCCGACUUGUCCGGUGUACCACCAAAGAAAUCGCGUGUUGAAUUGCAGUCUCUUCCAACAAGGCAAUACUUGGAUCAGACGGUAGUGCCAAUUCUACUACAAGCAUUGUCUAGUUUAGCUAAGGAAAGACCUGCAGAUCCUAUUAGCUUUUUGGCCGGAUAUUUGCUAAGGAACAAAAGUCAAUACGACAAUGGUGAAUCCCUGCCGACUAGUUAAUGAACUGUCGUUGUAUCCCUGAGUAUGUGGUGAGAAUCGAGCAAUCGGUCGUAAGCAUAUACUAAUUUUUCUUAGGAACAAGCCGGGCAAGGUGUAUUUGUGUAAUUUCAAAUUUAAUAAAAAUGUACUAGUUUUUUUAACAAGCAAUAGCUCCACUAGCAGAUAACUAACAAACUUAGUUAAAUGUAUUGAGUUGUACAAAAUAUUUGCUCUUGUGUUUCUUUGAUAAUUACCCAGUAACAAUUAGCAACUCUUGCUGUAAUUGUUAAAAUACUCGAGAUCCACAGAGAUUGAACACCUCAUUAAGGAGUCUAGCGUUUACGAUAAUUAAUACCGUACGAGUCGCUCUGCCGAGCCGUAAAAUAUUCGACAAAAUUAUUCCCUUAAAACUGUAUCGAUUGCCAGUACUCUACAUCGACCACGAAAAGCGAGUAGGAUCGUUAUCGUUGGUUCGAUAAAUCGUAAUGAGUUCUCCGUGUUCGCGUCGAUUUUAAUUGGAACGGCUAUUUAAUUGGACGCAAUUAAAUGUAAUCGUCCAAUGAAUCGGCGUGAAAUUUAUUUUACGGUCCGAUAAGAUCAAUAAUUUGCGCGGGACACGUGACGCUUUCGAUCUUGCUUCUCUAAAUUACUUUCGAGGCGACGGUACUACGUUGAUACUUUACCGUCUACGAUCCAGGACGAUUCUGGCGCUGGUAUACGAUAAUUACGGUCGGAUGUAGUGUAGUUGUUGGUUCGUUUCGCGCAGUCUGUCGCGUUAACAGUUUAACCGUGGCUGCUGGUUGUAACGACUCCCGAAGAAAGAAAAUUUGUGCGGACCCAGAUAACGCCGCGCCGUCGUACAAAACGACGACAACGACGAGAUAUCGAGGUAAUUUCGUGGCGAACAAUUCGCGCGGCAGCAUCAUCGUACCGAGUCCAAUUAACGAGGUGGGAUCCCAUUCGAGUCCCUCGUAUAUCUCCUCGUUCCUUGAUACCGUUGCAACCGUGCAUUCGCCAUAGACUCUGCAAUUACUUUUAUUCUCUGUCCGUUGUGCCGUGUUUUAGUUAACAUUUGUAAAAUGCGUAACGCGGCGCCAACAUUUUUCGAUCCAAUUAAACAAACUCAUUGCACGAACACUUAGAACAACGGACAGCAUGAUUUUAUAGGCACGGGGCAAUAUUCGUUAAGUACACCGAUGUAUUUGCGUAGAUUCAAUUACAGUUAUAAGCGCGGUUCUAUUGUACGGGGUGUGCGUUUUAAAGAGACAAGAUCUGCGAGAAGUAUUUGAAAUAUUGUAUCGAGGCAGCCAAGUAUAACGAGCGGUUCGAGAUCCAAUCUGUAACGAGAAAUAUGCGUCUAGACUGCACCCUCACGGUGCACGCUGGAAACGAUCGUACGAUUUAAGAUUCGAUCCGAAGACAACCGGAAGCGCAAACCCCUCGCAUGUUCUCGGGUACUCGCACCCGAUGUAUAGCACUGAAAAUAGUUCGCAUUUCCUCCCUUGAUUUUUCUUUGCGCCUGUUUGCGACCAGAUGCAUACGGCCAGGCUUGGCCAGCGACAGUUUCACAGUUAGCGCGUUCUAGGCGGCGCGCGACAAAGAAACAAAGCCAAGUAAAUCGAGUCUGUAGUUAAUGGCGGAACCGUGUCACGGCUUUCGUCGUGCGCGCACAAUCUGCACAUUCACGCCCGCACGGCCACACGGCGCCUCGGUUCAAUUGGCACGCAUAUUGGAAUUCUAUUAGCGAGAUUACCGACAGUAAUUGCUCGGUUUGGCGCAAUAUCGUACGCUCGUAUGUGCCUAGCCAACAGGCUAGCGAACGUCAAACGCGGAUUAAGCGCGCGCGUCUUGCGCCACGGCCCAAGCAAGCCGGGUGUAUUAUAUUUACUAUGAUUAUGGUAGUCGCAGCUGGGGCCCUUAGAGCUACGCCUACCAAAUUGUGUUUCGCGGAACACCGGCGUUGCGUGCCAUGCGA
Colletes gigas is the source of this 2395-nucleotide messenger RNA. Its product is annotated as protein dpy-30 homolog. NCBI's taxonomy places the organism in Eukaryota, Metazoa, Arthropoda, Insecta, Hymenoptera, Colletidae. The transcript is spliced from 3 exons. Gene Ontology annotation, cellular component: Set1C/COMPASS complex. The record is from RefSeq and is a predicted model, not a curated record. Bases 109 to 441 code for a protein of 110 amino acids.